AUGCAUCAAGCCGGCGUAGGUGGUAUAGUAGUAAGUGCCACCGAUUAUCAACCAUAUUUCGGAGCCAGAUCUGAGAUCGAAUGCUCGUCCGGCCGCUUUAUCUCUUCAGAGUCGCAAUUGCGUCCUCGAGAACUAUGUGGCGAUCUGAUUGUUUCUGGCCACACACUGACGAUUUUCACCUCAUUUUAUACUUUCAAAUAUUAUGCGCCGAAAAAGUUGAAGCCACUUUCGUACAUGCUGAAUAUGUUGGCUGUUAUGGCAAUACUGGCGAUUCUCUUUGCUCGAAAGCACUACACAAUCGAUGUUCUCUUAGGGUAA
Molecule: messenger RNA, 318 nt
Organism: Cooperia oncophora
Lineage: Eukaryota; Metazoa; Nematoda; Chromadorea; Rhabditida; Trichostrongylidae
Source: the annotation of a GenBank genome assembly